Messenger RNA from Phacochoerus africanus (Common warthog), 1877 nucleotides. It is a transcript of the gene SURF6, whose product is annotated as surfeit 6. Gene Ontology annotation, molecular function: DNA binding; RNA binding. Gene Ontology annotation, biological process: ribosomal large subunit biogenesis; ribosomal small subunit biogenesis. Lineage: Eukaryota; Metazoa; Chordata; Mammalia; Artiodactyla; Suidae. The transcript has 6 exons. The coding region runs from base 119 to 1231 and encodes 370 amino acids. Gene Ontology annotation, cellular component: nucleolus. The record is from RefSeq and is a predicted model, not a curated record.
CGCCGAAAGCCCACAAUGCUUUGCGCCCCCGCCCCUUGCGUCUCUUCCGGCGGAGGCAGUCCUGGCUAAUCGAGCAUCGCGUGCUGGAGGCUCGGCGCUCGGCCGGCCGCGCCUGCCCAUGUGGUGGUUUCCGGGGAGUGAGGCGCGGACCCCGAGUGAACCCGAGCCUCUAGCUAUGGCCUCUCUGCUCGCGAAGGACACCUACCUGCAGAGCCUAGCCCGGAAGAUCUGCGCGCAGCCCAGCCCCGAGCCGCAGAAGCGCACGUCGGCUGGCAAAACUCGAGUCUCAGAAGGACCCCCCAAAAAGAAGAAGAAGAAAGCACAGAAGAAGUCUCAGGAACGAAAGGCCAAGGCUGCAGAACCGAAGGCCCAGGCCCCUGUGGAGCAGUCGCGAGCCAGGAAGCCAGCGGUGGCCAAGGAGGCGGGGGAGGCCUCCGGUUCCAGUGGGGCCCCUUCGGGAGGCCUGGCCAGAGGGCCUGACUCUCUCUUUGCCUUGGACGUUCUGCGGCAGCGCCUGCACGAGAAGAUACAGGAGGCCCGGGGGCAGGGCGGCGCCAAGGAGCUGUCCCCCGCCGCUUUGGAGAAAAGACGCCGGAGGAAGCAGGAGCGGGACCGCAAGAAGAGGAAGCGCCAGGAGCUGCGAGCCAAGGAGAAGGCGGCCCAGGCGGCCCAGGAGGUGGCGGCCCCUGCGCCGCCCCCGGAGGCACCCCGGCCGGAGGCGCAGGGCCGGGGGGCGCUGCUCUUCAACAAGGUGGAGGUGACCGAGGAGCCGCCGGCCAGCAAGGCCCAGCGCAGGAGGGAGAAGAGGCAGAAGCUGAAGGGGAACCUGACGCCGCUGACGGGCAGGAACUACCGGCAGCUGCUCGAGCGCCUGCGGGCGCGGCAGGCGCGGCUGGAGGAGCUGCGGGAGCAGGACGCGGGCGCCGCCCGGGAGCUCGAGGCCAAGAUGCAGUGGACCAACCUGCUCUACAAGGCCGAGGGCGUGAAGAUCCGCGACGACGAGCGCCUGCUGCAGGAGGCCCUGAAGCGCAAGGAGCAGCGGCGGGCGCAGCGGCAGCGCAAGUGGGAGAAGCGCACGGCGCACGUGGUGGAGAAGAUGCAGCAGCGGCAGGACCGGCGGCGGCAGAACCUGCGCAGGAAGAAGGCGGCCAAGGCCGAGCGGCGCCUGGAGAAGGCCCGCAGGAAGGGCCGCAUCCUGCCCCAGGACCUGGAGCGCGCCGGCCUGGCCUGAGGGCCCCCGCGCAGGCCCCGCGGCCACCCUCCCCUCUUCCCCACUUGUUGGGGGAGCUCAGGCCGCCCGCGCACAAGGGCCUUCCGAUCCCGGCUCCGGCCACCUCUUGUGAGCCCGGGGUGCUCUGAACGGUCGUGGGCUGGGGGACCAGGGAGUGGCCUCUGGCCGGCGCUUCACUGGCCCCCUCUCCUCCCCUGUUCAUGGCAGCAGGAGCGGGAUGCCGUGUGGGUCCUAGACUCGGUGGGGAAGGACAAAAGUCAGCUCCUGAGGCCAGAGCUGAAGGUGAUAAUUGCCCGGCUCCGUUCCUGGGAGAAGGCGGGCCGUCCUCAGGCUGCCUGGAAUUGGAUUCCACGUUUAUCUGUAAGAUGGGUGAAGACUAGAGUUUAAGGUGAGCAGGCAAAUCCCAAGAUGACCCUAAAAGAUGGAAACUUACUAAACCAGCAGGAAGAAAAAUAGAUGGGGUCCCCGACAUCAAGAUUUCAAGAGAAAGAGCAAAACCUAGCACUAAGCGGGGUGAACGGAGGCUGCAGAGUCAGAGACAGUGAGGCCCAGCCCCCGGGCAGCCAGAACGAACACGCUUUAUCAAAACUCACAUGAAUUUGAUAUGUGGAUUGUAUUUCAAUAAAAGUUGAUAAAAUUCUUCAGA